UGUGCUAAAGUGCAAAGUCUUAGCUCUGGUUAAGUGGCAGAAAGUGGACUUGGGAGCAGACAGGGGUCUGGGACCAGGCUGGGGUCAGCCACUCACAGGCAGAUAUUUAUGGCAGCCUGGCAGUGAUCAGUGUUUUCUUGGAUGCUGCUGAGAUGGGGGACAAUGCAGGGCUCCCGAAGGUCCAGAGACUUGGAUCUCCUCCAGGGCCAGAAGGCUGGUGACAUGGAGAGCCAGGGAGCAGGGCUGGCCAAGCGCCUGGCCACACUGCUUUCAGGGCUCAUGGAAUGCAUGUGCUUUGCGGGCAUCAUCUUCGGCUGGGCCUCUCUGGUCUAUGUGCUCAAGGGCCUGCACUACUUCGAGGACCUGUGCAAACCUGUUGCUAACAUGACUGUCAACGCCACACAUGAGACAGGCUGCAGUGAGCAGGAUGAACAGUUCUCACUCAUCUUUACCAUUGGCUCCUUCAUGAACAACUUCAUGACCUUCCCCACGGGAUGCAUCUUUGACCGCUUCGGCACCCUUGCAGCUCGACUGCUGGCUAUAUUUCUGUACACUGGGGGUACCCUGCUCAUCUCCUUCUCCACAGCAGCCACGGCGCUGAUGCUGUUCCCCGCCAUGUCACUGCUCUCUAUUGGAGGGAUUCUCCUUAUCCUCACCAACAUGCAGGUGGGCAACCUGUUUGGGAAGCACCGGUCAACUAUCAUCACUUUGUACAAUGGGGCCUUCGACUCCUCCUCUGCUGUGUUCCUCAUCAUCAAGCUGUUGUAUGAGAAAGGCCUGAUCUUGAGGGACAUGUUCCUCUUCAUCACUGCCUGCAGUGCCUGGCACCUGAUCCGCACCUUCUUUCUGAUGCCUAAGCAGCACAUCCCCUACCCACUGCCUCCAGGAUACAGUUAUGGUAUGACCUGUAGGAAAUCUCAGUCCUACCACACCUAUGAGGAGAGGCAGCCAGCCCACAGAGGCGGAAGCAAUGACCUGCAGUCGGAGCCUGUUCUUGCAGAGGCUGACCGCAGCCCCAAUGACUUCCUGAGCAAAGGCCACAAGGAGCCUCCUGUCCGGUCCUUCCAGUCCUGUGUCAUCUCCAAGCUCUUUUUCUGGCACCUGGUGUGGCUGUCAGUGAUACAGCUGCGGCACUAUUUCUUCAUUGGCACCCUCAACCCCAUGCUGGAGCACCUGGCUGAGAAAAACACUGCACUGGUGAGCACCUACACCAACGCCUUUGCCUUCACUCAGCUCUGUGGGGUUCUGUGUGCCCCCUGGAAUGGCCUCAUCUUGGAUCGCCACAAGCGCAGGAGGGGCAAGGAUGGCAGCACCCACGGUGCCUCAGACUCCCUGACUGACCUGCGCUCCUGCGUGCUGUCGCUGGCAGUGACGGUGGUGCAGAGCGUGGGGUUCUCAGUGUGUGCCACCGUGCCUGUGCUGCCUGUGCAGUACGCCACCUUUAUCCUGCAGGUGCUGAGUCGUUCCUUCCUCUAUGGAGGCAACGCUGCAUUUCUGGCCAUUGCCUUCCCCCUGGAGCACUUUGGGAAGCUCUAUGGGCUUGUGAUGGGUCUGUCAGCUUUGGUAUCGCUCCUGCAGUAUCCCUGCUUUGCACUCGUCAAGGGACCCCUCAAUGGAAACCCUUUCUAUGUGAACAUUGGCCUCACCGUCAUCAUCCUCCUGGGCUUCGUCAACCCCUUGAUGGUGUUUUGGGAAUACCAACGUAGGGAGAAGGAACAAGCCACGGAAGGGAACAGUUCCCUGUCCUCAUCACCGAAGAAGGCUGAUGUUGAGUCUCCUAUCUGAAACCACAGGGCUGUCUGGGGACUGUUUUUCAUGGAAAAGGGAAGGAGAAAAGGGAAUUUCAGGGUGCUCCAGCCCCUAGUACCUCUUCAUCUAUGUUUGCCCAACUCAGAAUGUUUACUACCAUCUCAAGCCAUUCUCAGACUCAUUUAAAAGAGGAGUAAUUAGAGAGAUAUUUAUUUUUACAGAUACUUAAUUUUAUAGUUAUUUUUAUAGCCCUGUUGGUCUGAGUCCUUUAUCUCCCUCUUCCCUGUUCUCACACAGGACAAUUAGGAAGAUGCACUAACUGUAUUUACAUGUAUUGUUCUGCUUGACUACAGUUCUAUAGUUGGGUGUGUUCAUAAUAAUUAUGGAGGUAAAAGUGCUAGCUUGCUCCUUCCUACUUGAAACCCAAUAAAUACUAAUGGAGAGAUCCCAA
Messenger RNA from Alligator sinensis (Chinese alligator), 2200 nucleotides. RefSeq names its product solute carrier family 43 member 3 (gene SLC43A3). Lineage: Eukaryota; Metazoa; Chordata; Crocodylia; Alligatoridae. The record is from RefSeq and is a predicted model, not a curated record. Bases 142 to 1785 code for a protein of 547 amino acids. The transcript has 13 exons.